Molecule: messenger RNA, 2792 nt
Organism: Carcharodon carcharias (great white shark)
Lineage: Eukaryota; Metazoa; Chordata; Chondrichthyes; Lamniformes; Lamnidae
Gene: nudt2
Product: nudix (nucleoside diphosphate linked moiety X)-type motif 2
Exons: 2
Coding region: 234-677 (147 amino acids)
Biological process (GO): ATP biosynthetic process; AMP biosynthetic process
Molecular function (GO): bis(5'-nucleosyl)-tetraphosphatase (asymmetrical) activity
Source: RefSeq, a predicted model, not a curated record
GGGAGUCGGUUCUUGUUUGACGACUUUCAGGAGCCGCCGAUGAACGAAUGAGAAAAAGGAGAGCCUUAAAAACACAAAUUGAAGUGGACGACCUGUACAUUUGAUACCUGUUAAUGUCGCUUCUAAUUUCGAGUUUCCAAAUCGCGGCUCGAAUUGGUGAAAGCUCAGCGCGGCCCGUCAAUCACUCUGUAUUUCCGAUUUUGGGGUUGGACCGCUGGUUAUAGUUUCCGACCAUGACUCUCCGGGCCUGUGGAUUGAUCAUUUUCAGGAGAUUGAAUGCGGGAUCAACUUCCAAACCUCAGGAAAUCGAGUUCCUACUUUUACAGACUUCUUAUGGGAGGCAUCACUGGACGCCUCCUAAAGGGCAUGUUGAUCCAGGCGAAGAUGACCUUAAAACUGCAUUUCGUGAAACUGAGGAAGAAGCAGGACUAAAAAGCAAGGAUUUUAAUGUGCUUGAUGGAUACAAAAAAGAAAUUAUAUACAAAGUGAAUAAUAAACCCAAAACUGUUAUCUAUUGGCUGGCAGAACUAAAGGAUUAUAAUGCAGAAAUAAAACUCUCUGAUGAGCACCAGACAUUCUGCUGGUUAAAUGUGGAUGAGGCCUGUAAACUUGCUAAGUAUCAAGAAAUGCAGGAAGCAUUGAGGGAAGCACACCAGUUCAUCUCAACAAAUAAAUAAGAACAGGUUCUUUGGAAAAGGAAAGGGCCUAGAAUGUUUGUUAAAAUUUUUGAAGGUUUCUUCCUCCUCUUUAAUUCUACAUUGCUCUUGUAACUUAAGACAGUGACCCAAUGCAAUUGCACAGGUGUCAACAGGUACACCAAAAGCUUGCUUAAGUAGUCCUUCAUGUGUGAACCUGGACCUUGAAUGUUAUAGGCUACAAAAUGGAAACAUUUUCCUGCCUUUGCCAAAUUCUCUCUCAUACACACACUUUCCUGCAGAAACCUAGCUGGUGACUGAAGAAAGAAAGAUCUUUUAUAAUACCAUUCAUAAAAGUCAGGAUGUCCCAAAGUGCUUCAUAACCAAUUAAUUGCUUUUGAAGUGUAGUCACUGUUGUUAUGUAAGUAAACAUGGAAGCCAAAUUGCACGCAGGAAGGUUCCACAAACAACAUUGAGCUAACUCAGAUACUCUGUUUUAGUGAUGCGGUUGGAGAGAUAAAUAUUGGCCUGGGCACUGGAGAGAACUACCCUACUCUUUGAAUCGUGCCACAGAAUUUUUUUUCUGCAUCAACCUCCAAGAUAAGAUGAGGCCUUGGUUUAACAUCUCAUCUGAAAGAUGGCACCUCUGCAGGGCAGCAUUCUCUGAGCACUGCACUGAACAACCCACAGCCUUCUGACUCAGUGUCAACAGUUAACACUGAACUAGGGCUGAUACCACAAAAAGCAGAUUAACUGGUUAUUCAUCUCAGUUCUAUUUUUAGGACUUCACUGGUCCUUGGCUACCAAGUUUACUUGUAAAACAGCAGAACCUCAUUGGCUGUAAAGCACUUUAGGUUAUUCAGAGGACAUGAAAGGUUCUUAUGUUAACAAAUCCUCUUUCUUUUCAGGUCUUUACUUUGCCAGUCUUCCCUUAGCUACCUAUCUUGAUAUUUCCUGAAUUUUGUAAAUGUGCAAGGUCUUUACCUUUCAAAACCUCCCUGAGCUCUACACAACCUGAGAUUGACUUUUUGCAUUGGCUUCUCAUGUUAUUGAUUGAUAAUCUUGCUGUAUUAUUUUCAGCAGGAGCUAUGGAAGCAUGCUCUCCCCAAUAUAAUCCUUCAUAAUAUGUAGUAUUUCGUAGUUAAAAUAUUAUUUGUUUUCAUUGCAGAUGGAAACAUUCAACAAUGUUAUGAAACCAAAUAUAAUUUUUUGUGGUGAUCUACAUCACAAAUGUCAAAGUGGACAUAACUUGCUGACUAUUUGAAGAACACAAGAAAUAAUCCAGUAUAAGGAUACUUUUUAUUUAUGUUGGAAGGGGAAAGUAAAGUUUUAUUUAAUGUGUUUUCAGCACUACUGAUUUAAAUUUUUUGAUGAACUGUUUUGACUGCGAUUUGUCACAGAAGUAUGCAGUCUUUAACCAUUUAAAAAGUGCAGCAUAAUUCAUUAAUACCAAGCUCUUAAAUAAGAAAACUUUUAUAAACUAGCUUUGCAAAGAUUCUAAUACAAAAGAUAAAUACUACAGAUGCAGGAAAUCUGAAAUGAAAUGAAAAAUGCUGGAAAUACACAACAGGUCUCCCAGCAUUUGUGGAGAGAAAAGACCUGGAAGGCAAAGACCUGAAACAUUGGACUGAAUUUUGCUGAUUACCAGUAAGUCCUGCCGCUGGGGCCAAAAGCAAGAGGUGACCUGCUUCGGUGGGCGACAGUACCCAGGGCGGAAUAUUGCUCAUGAAGAUCAAUUAACAGGCCACUGCCAGGGCUACUGGACCCAAAACUGGCCAUUGCUGAGGCUGUAGCUCCAGGGAGAAGACACCUCAAUGGACGGGUGCCCUUAAAGAGAGUUGAGAUAGUUUGGCUACUUAACACUUGAGCCACCAUCUUUCGCACUACUGACAAUAUGGCAUGGCGGGGGGAAGGGGUCAGGCACCCAGUCCCGGUCCCUUCCCCCACCAUUUUGCUAGCUCUCCCGUCUCUGUUCUCAUCAACGGACCGGAAAAUCUGUUUCUUUCCCCAAAGAUGCUGGCAGACUUGCUGGGUAUUUCCUGUUUCUAUUUGCAAAGAUUUUAUUCUAUGGAAUAUUCUUGGACAUGUAGCAAGUUGAACAAAAAUGUUGUUCACAUCUGUUGUCAGUUUCAAAAUAUAUUUCAUCAAAUUCUGUUA